CUCAAUUGUGAAGGAAUCAUAAGCUAACAUUAUUGGAAUCCAAACUUCUUGAAACUUUCGUGAUUCCUGGCUAAUGGGAAAUAACAUGAAAUAUUCUUUAUAUAAGUUCGGAGCAAGAAAAUGAACCAGCUUUAAUAAUGGGUGCCUCAAUCAUUAUAUUUCUAUUUUUCUUAUUCUGUUUUCUUUGUUUACCACAUUUCAUUGUGAGUAGUUCCGGAAAUUGUCUGAAUAAUCAGUGUAGCAAGGAGGCCCCCGGUAUCGCAUUUCCUUUCCGAUUAAAAGGCCGUCAAGCCGAACGAUGUGGUUAUCCAGGUUAUGAUCUCACAUGUGAUAAUAUGAAUAGAACAAUUCUAGAGCUGCCAUUUUCUGGACGAUUUGUCGUUAAAGAUAUCAAGUAUGGUGGAACUGAUCACGAGAUACUACUACACGAUCCAGACGACUUCCUUCCUAGACGUUUAUUGAAUCAGCUGAAUCUCUCAGGUACCCCUUUCAUUGGUUAUAAGUAUCAGAAUUAUUCAUUCUUCAGCUGUCGGUCAGAUACUUUAUCUUCGUCUUUUGACUCCGGGAGGGAUAUCAGUUGCCUAAGUAACACCGCACACAAAGUAUUUGCUACGUCUUCAAUAGGUUAUGGUAGAUUGUGGAGCAACGUGAAUUGUACUUUAAUUGCUACUAUACAAGUCCCAGUUAAAUUCAUUUCGAAUGCAUACGACGACUAUCCUAGGUUUUAUUACGAAACUGUUCUUGAACUUACAUGGAAUUGGAAAAAACCAUGGUGCAAAAAAAAUUGUGAUGAUAAAGACUCGAAUUUUCCAUCCUAUGGAGGACGCCUUGAUGUUCUUAGCGGUGGUAAAACCUUUCCUAUAGCCAUAGGCAUCAUAAUACCAACUGUAAUAGUCGUUGCUAUAUGCUAUAUUGUUUCACGCAUUAGAGGCUUUUGCUUUGGUGCUGGUAAUAUUGAAUCAACCAACUCAUCGCAAUUAGUCACUAUCACCACCGGUCUCGAUGAGUUUGCAAUACAAUCAUUUCCCACGAUAGUUCUUGGUGAGAGCGGACGACUUCCCGACCCAGCCAAUAAUAUUUGUGUAAUAUGUUUGUCCGAGUAUCAACCAAAAGAGAAGGUGAAAAUCUUACCUUCGUGUAGUCAUUGUUUUCAUUCUGCAUGUAUUAAUGAUUGGCUUCAUUUGAACUCAACAUGUCCUGUAUGCCGGAUAUCUCCUGUCCUGUAAGCUUGUUACAUACUUCUCACCUUGUCAUACUAAAUACGAACAAGAAAAUUUCUAAUUUCCUCCAAGUUUCCUUAU
Messenger RNA from Papaver somniferum (opium poppy), 1301 nucleotides. Its product is annotated as putative RING-H2 finger protein ATL21A. Gene Ontology annotation, molecular function: polysaccharide binding. Bases 138 to 1226 code for a protein of 362 amino acids. The transcript has 2 exons. The record is from RefSeq and is a predicted model, not a curated record. NCBI's taxonomy places the organism in Eukaryota, Viridiplantae, Streptophyta, Magnoliopsida, Ranunculales, Papaveraceae.